Molecule: messenger RNA, 4957 nt
Organism: Paramormyrops kingsleyae
Lineage: Eukaryota; Metazoa; Chordata; Actinopteri; Osteoglossiformes; Mormyridae
Gene: mepcea
Product: methylphosphate capping enzyme a
Biological process (GO): snRNA modification
Molecular function (GO): snRNA binding; O-methyltransferase activity; RNA methyltransferase activity
Source: RefSeq, a predicted model, not a curated record
AGAAAGAACAUAUAAAGAGCACUGAAACGCCAGAACGGUGCGCGAGAGCGAGCGGAUGGUGACAAACUUGUUCAUCCACUUAAAUAGCUAGUAGUUCAGAGCGAACCCGCUCACAGACAUACACACUUACACACAGACUGGCGCGAUUCAAUCAGUCUUUUUUAAUUAAAUGAUAUCGUUUUUUUUCUUAGGGGUGUGUCUUCCCUUUUUCAUAAUUUUUAUUCGUGUCAUAACGUUUGGUUGAUAGCUAUUAAAUUAGCUUGCUAACCAGUAAACUUAGGGGCACGAUGUGAAUUUGUCGUCAGCUCAGCUGUACGCUAUAUUUGUUUUUUUUUUUCUUCUCUUGUCGUGGAAAAUAGCUGAGGUGGGAGGGAGGUUGGGGCUGCUCACCAAAAGAGGAGGCGGCGACCAGGCAGUUGUGUGUUUAUCUGUGAGCCUACCGCUACGUUCGUGAGUGAGUGCCUUUUUUUCCUCCGUCGAGCUUGUGUUGCUUAUGAAUAAUUCAUAACUUUAAGAAGUGUCCCGACAGGAGGCGUGGUUAUGCAAAUAAGCCCACAGAUACUUGCAUAAUACAGGAGGCACGUUCACGUACGGUACGCAGGGAAGAGGUGGGUUUUUACGACGUACGACGCACGAACGUUUUUUCUUCGUCAACUUGCUUCGCUUUCUGGCCAAAGCUCAUGUGUAUGUCUUGGUGCAUAGCAAUCGGGUGUCAGGACUACAGUUGGACACUGAAGAACUAUCAGUUUCUUUGGUCGCUAGUGUGUUUUAUAGACCGAUAUAUGGGUGUUUACUGAUCCAUUAUAUACAAUAUACGAACUUGCAACUGUUUAGAAAAGCGGUGUGAAACGUGAAAGUUCCAGGUAGUGAACAAUAAAUGCCAGCUCCGUCACCUGUCUACGCACCGUCCAGCAGAAGAUGAUAGAAAUGUCAGUGGACAAAGAGACUGUUUUGCCAGGUGAUGUAAGAGUGGAUCCUGCAGCUCACCUGCAGCCACAGCAAGGAACAGAAAGAGAUGAUCGCUGUGCCCAGGGGCCCACAGUGGCGGAGGCUGAUAUGGCGACUUCCGGAAAUUCAGAUUCGGCGUCCACAUGUGCCGUGGUGGCGCUCACUGGGAGCGGCAUCCUGAUGGAGAGCGACUCGACCAACAGUUGUGGUCAUGCCGAAAGGGUGGAGCUUGAGGCCAAGAUGGCCGGCUCCCCGUUUAAGCCUAGAAACGGCCUGCAGCAAGCGGAACCGCAACGGCCGCCUCAGCCACCGAAGCUGAACAAACGGCGCAACACCAUGAACGUGGGAUUUAAGCAUCCCGGUGUUGGCAAGAGACGCCGACGGGCCAAUUCUGAGAGUGACCCGGUCCUGCCUACCAACUUCCUGCUUGGUGGGAAUAUUUUUGACCCGCUUAACCUCAACAGCUUGCUGGACGAGGAGGUGAACCGGGCCAUCAACGCAGAGACGCCCAAGUCUUCGCCGCUUCCGGCGAAGAGCCGCGACCCUGUUGAGAUCCUUAUCCCGCGUGACAUCACUGACCCACUCAAUCUCAACAGCACCGGGGGGGACGCCGGCAUCCUGGCGUCGCCCAUCAAGAGUGGGGGCCGAAAGAGGCAUCGCAAUCGGCACCACGGGGGAGGGGGUAACGCCGCCACCUCCGCCCACCCUGAGCCCUCUGAGCUGGAGAGCACAAAGAGCAGCGAGAGGUGCACUGUCGCAACUGCUGGUGGGGCAUCUGCAGCUGAAGGCGUAGUCCUGGAGGCCCCCAGAGAGGGCGCUGUCUUACUCAGCUCCAUGCCCUUGCUGGAGUCUCCGCGGCCUUACGAGCUCAACACUGUCAUCAACUGUAGGGAUACGGUAGUACCGCCUAUCUUGCCCCGCGGCACAGCCAGCUGUGGACCUGAGACAGCGAAAUUGGCUGCACCUCCAUCCCAGCAACUCAGCUCCCGUCAACGUAAACGCAGGCGAGCCUCCAGUAAGUGUGAGUCACGCCCGGCUGCAGUCACUCCCAACUCCUCGGCUAAGAAGGGUGGCAGUGAGAAGGGGCGACGGCCUGGUCAGGGUGCUCCUCAGACGUUUCACACCCCAUGCACCAGCACGGGGGGCGGACGGAGUGGACCGGCGCCGAGUCAGAGUCACCGGAAGCCGCGGCAGCAGCAGAAGUUCCAGUAUGGUAAUUACAACAAGUAUUAUGGUUAUCGCAACCCGGGCUGGAGUGAGGACCCGCGCAUGUGCGUCCUUCAGCCAGAGUGGUUCCAGGGCAAAGCCGUGCUGGACCUGGGCUGCAACACGGGCCACCUGACAUUGGCGAUCGCCAAAAACUGGCGGCCGGCACGCAUCGUCGGGCUGGACAUCGACAGCGCGCUGGUGCAUGCUGCUCGGCAGAACAUCCGGCACUACCUGUCCGAGGUGCAGGCCCAGCAGGCCCGCAGGGCGGUCCGGGAGGACGCUGGCGGCAGCCACGGUGACUCCACGGGCCGACGGGAUGCCUUGCCGGAGUCCCCUAGUGGCGGAGCAGCAAACAACGUCCAGAAAAUGGACAGACCUGACAAGAGUGAUAAAAAGACUGAGGCUGGACUGGAUGUGAUGUGGGUGCCGGAUGGUUCUACGAAACUGGCUGAGCCGCCUGUGUCCGUGGAGCGUGGAGACACUGGGGCAGUGUGUUCAGAGGAUAUGGAAGGGGUAGAAGGCACCAUGGAACCUGAGCCCCCGCGCAACUCUCCCAUGGAUGUGGACCAUCCUUUCCCUGUCUCCCUGAAGAUCUCCAGGGGCCCCAUCGCUGCCCCCCCUCUCCCAGACACUCCUCCCGCGGUCCCUGGUGACUUUCCUGCUAAUAUCUCCUUUGUGAGGGGGAACUACGUGCUCGACAACGACAUAUUGCUGCACGCCCAGAAGCCGGAGUAUGAUGUCAUCCUGUGCCUGAGCGUGACCAAGUGGGUCCACCUGAACUGGGGAGACAGCGGCGUACAGCGCCUCUUCCACAGGGUCUUCCGGCACCUGCGGCCCGGCGGACUCUUCAUCCUUGAACCGCAGCCGUGGGGCUCCUACGGCAAGAGGAAGAAGCUGACUGACGCCAUCUUUAAGAAUUACCACAGUAUCCGCUUCAAGCCCGACCAGUUCAGCACGUAUCUGACGUCGGAAGUGGGCUUCUCCAGUUACGAGCUCAUUGGGACGCCCAAGAGCUCCUCCAGAGGAUUUCAGAGACCAAUUUACCUGUUUCGCAAAGGGCCAUCACCUCCCAGGAAGUGACCCUGUUUCUGUAGUGACUGGCGGGGAGACGGUGAAGACUCCUGCCUGGAUACGAAGGAAGCGGCCUGACCUUCGCUUUGGGGCACGCAUUCGGAGCUGCGUCGACGUUACCGUCAUGCGAACGCGUGGGGUGGGCAGGGGUGUUUUGAGCAGGGAGAUCGUCAAGGAAACGGACAAGCUGUUUACGCAGCUGCACGCUGAUCUGCGAACUGAACUUAAACAUGCGUACACACACAUGAACUAAAAAAACAAAAAAAAAAAAAACACACAAUGGUGUGGUGUUAUAGUGUUUUGCUCCCAUUCAACCGUUCCUGUGUCAAAAGUGCAGCUAAGAGUCUUUCUCUUUUUUUCCUGGUGGGGGGGGAAGCGGUUCGGUCUCUUCCUCCCGUCUGCUGCCGACUGACACCUGCAUGUGAUGCCAAAGACUUUCAUUUGUAGGACGCUUGCCAAGCGGAGUAGCAGCGGAGUCCACAUGCUCCUAGUCUGCCGUCUGAGGUGCAAGGCCGCAGGGAAUGUUCAGCUAGGUUGGCACUAGGAUAAGACUUGAGUGGAUAUCAAGAUAAUAGCCCCCGACCUUCACCAUCCCAUCUGUAGUACAGACGGCCGCCGUGUGAAUUCCCAGCUGCAGCCGAUUCUGGACCUUGCCCAGAUCCCUUCACGCCGCAUCCAGUUGAUUUGGACACAAACGCCCAUGUGAGAGAGAGACUUGGGGGCAGUCAGUGCUGUGUCAGAUUCUGAUCAGACGUCCGAUUCUUAUCUUGCACCUUUUGUAGGACUUCGUUUGGGAUUCCGAUAUCUGAGAGAUCCUUUCCGAUCUUGACCUUCCGAUGGGAGGGAGGGUCUGUGUUUGUUCCCCUCAUCUCUCUCUCUCUCUCUCUCUCUCUCUCUCUCAUUCUUUCACAAUCAUAUCCUGGUAUUCUGAUAUACCCCACCCCCCCGUUCAGGAGGCAGAAGACAUUGAUUAUGUGUUCUGGUGUGAGAGCAGCAGACUAUAGAUGGUUUUUUUUUUUUUAUGUUUUUUUUUUUUAACUGUCCCUAGAUUCCUUGUUCAGCUCAUUGUGUGCUUAUCAAAGACUGUGUUUUGCAAGAUUAGAUUUUUGUGAGAGCACAGGGCCCAAGGAUGGGUGGCGAGGUAGGAAUGCUCUGUGCUAUGGUCUUCACCUACCUUGCUUUCAGGACUUGUCACAUGUACACACACAUAGUUCAGCUCUGGGAGUUGUGUUCUGCUAGCAAACAUUUGCUCAGAGCUGGUAGAAGAUCUUUAGAUCUCUGAACCUUAACUCAUGAUGCUGUCUUUGGAAAAAUGUUUUACCUGCCAUUUUUUUUUUCUUCAAAAGAAAUUCUUCAAACAGGCCUCCAAAGUCUGUCUUCAGUACGCCUGAGCACACAGUAACACAGGAUUGUUUUCAGAACUCAGUGCUGGGAUCAUUUAGGAUCUUUGCUGUUCACUAGCUUUUUUAUGUUUUAUAAAAUUGCACUGGUGCGAUGAGAGAACUUGCCCUGUUGUCUGUUGUCGAGAAGAACAGCUGCCAGUAGUUGCUGCUGACACCACUAUAAACAGUGCAUUUGGGUGGGGGGCUGCUGUUCUCUUUGCAUUUGGUUCUGGUUGUUUCCUUUUUAACCUGCUAGAAAUGUUUUCAAAAACGGACACUCACUGUUCUGCAGCUUUUCAAUGUUUUACAAAGUGAUGGAAGAAAAAAAAAUAAAUUUUUUCCCUAGU